UACAUAUUUCAAAAUCGUUCACGGCAUACGCUACUCUACGCUACUAGUGUGAAAGAUGGACUGUUACGAUCCAAAGUGGGAAUAUAAUGCUCCAAAUUUUGUUGAUUUCGAAUCAACUCAGCUUCAUGACGACAGUGUAGAUAAGUGGUUCGAUAUAGACCACGAAAAUGAAGUUCCAUUUAACAUGGAAAAGGGUGGCAUCUGCGAAGGUAACACACCUAAAGUUAACACCCCAAGAUCAGCUAGAAAAUCCCGAGGUAGCCAGGCUGUUAAUUCCUGUGGGAAAGAAACAAAGGCAAAGCUUCUGGAGCCAUGCAAAUCAAAAGACACCAAUGUCAUGGUGGAGCUGUCCGAGGUUAAUGUAGUGAAGAAAGAAAAGCAUAAUGGUCACCUUAAACCGCUGAGAGUGACCCGAUCGUUAUCGGCAAGGAACGCCGAGGCGACGGCAGAAGAAAACGUGCAACCUCCAGUCGCUCACUUGAAGCGAUCGGCAUCGAUGAGGUUACCUCGGUCUGCCACUCCGCAGAAUCGAUCUCGAAUUCCAACGCCGACGAAAUCAAGUAAGCAGCCAGUGGCAGCUGGGAAAGCAAAGCCAUCAACGCCUCAGGCCGGACGCGGAAAAGAUCUAGAGGCGCAACCUACGGCAGGCAAACAACCUUUGCGUAGGGCCAAUUCGCUCAUCUCCAGGUCGACUAGACAGUCCAGGUUGAUGUGCAAGCCGAGCGAAGUUGCGACCAGUGCGGGAAAGAAAAAGGUCGAUGCACAACAGCGGAGCGUGAGAGGGAGGUCAUUAGACGUCGUUGGCAGCUCUGGCUCAACUUCCAGAAAACGCACGGCAUCGGUCAGCAGUGCGAAAAUGGCGUCACCUGUUCGCGCGAAGAUGCCAAAGCUCACGAUAGCUAACGCUCCAUCGUUCAUGAGGCGCCUCGCUGCCAAGCCGGUGAAGACGGCCGGCAGCAAGUCGACGCUAGAGCUAGAGAUGGAGCAAGCUGCGCAGCUGCGACGGGAGCUCGCGCGCCACCGCAAGCAGGCGGCCGACUCACUACGCAUGGUGAAGACCUCGAGCGGUCCCGCGCCCGUGCGCGCGCACGUCGCCGCAACGAAGCCCAUCGACUUCCAAUUCAAGACGGACGGCCGCGUGAAACCGGCCAAGGUCGAUGCGGCGAAGGUCGACCCCGUCGGGCCCUUCGACUUUGCGCACGCGCUGAGGAGCGGGGGUCACAGGAGCGGUGACGCGGACGACGGCUCCGUGGGAAAGCAGGUGGAGAAAGGAAUAACAGUGGUCAAGCCCUUCAACCUACACGCUCCCAAUAAACGAAAAAGAUCGGAAGGCACCCUAGCAAAAUGCAAGCCGAAUCCGAAAGGAUUGUCUUUCCAGCCAAUGGCAGAGCUGAUUACCAAGUUCCACAACAGCACUCCGGAUAGAUUUCACACGAUGUCGAAAAGUGCCGCUGCCCAUGCUCAGGAAGCAGCGCGUAGGUCACCCAGGCUUCACCAUUUGACCAAGCUCAAGACUCCGCACCUGCUGAGUAGAACUCGCAGCAGGCCGGUCACUGUGCCAUCCCAACAGGAGCUUGAGGAAAAGAAGGUCGAGGAGAUGAGAAGCCACCAAUUCAAGGCGACCAAGCUCAAUCCCAAGAUGUUCCAGAGCUCCGUGAUGGGCAUCAAGAAGGUCCCGCGCAAGGAGGUCACAGAGCCGGUUGGAUUCGACCUGGAAACUGAGCGCAGGAUGCAGGCGUGGGAGAGCAAGAAGGUCGAGGAGGCGGGGGCGUACGAGUUCCACGCAAAUCCUGUGCCCGUCGCCAUCCUUCAUGGGACGGUGGGUAUUGGACCGCCCCCAAAAGUUAAACUGACAGUCCCAGAGUCUCCAGCGUUUGCCACCAGGUCGCGCUCACAACUACAUCAAUCAAAAAUGGAAGAGAAGGUCCCGAAGCAGAAUACGUCGCGGAUCAUGCGGGCUCAUCCGAUUCCCCACACGGGCAUACCGUUCCUGCCCAACUACGACCACAAGACCACCGUGCCAGAGCCAUUCAGUUUCGCCGCACGCGACGUGGAGAAGGAGAAACUGAAGGAGGAGAAGAUUAAGAGCAUCAUCGAGGGAGAGUCAAAGCAGGUCCCCGAGUUUCGAGCGCAGCCUCUUCCAAGCUCGGCGAAGAAGGGCAUUCCGGAGGUGAAGCCCAGAGAUGUGACGCGCUUCGAGCCGUUCAAACUGCACACAGAGGAGCGCGGCACCCGCUCGGCCGAGACGUGGAGCGCAAAGAUGGCCGAGGAAAUAGAGAAGCAGAGGGAGCAGGCACUGUUUCACGCAAGCUCGAACCGUGUAGUGCAUGAGGCACCUUUCGUUCCGCAAAGGUCCAACAAACCGUUGACUGAAAUACUAGAUAUUGCUUUGAAUACGGAGAAGAGGUUCGAAAGUAGGCAAGCGUAUGAGGACUGGCUUCACCAGAAAGAGCUGGCGAAAGCACAAGCCGAGAGAGCCAACCAGAUGCAGAAGGAAGAAGAAGAGAGGAAGACCAUUGCCAGGAUGAGGAACGAAAUUGUGCACCAUGCCCAACCCGUUCGUAAAUACACGCCGCUAGAGUUAAAGCUAAGUGAUCAGCCGUUGACUGAAGCACAGUCGCCAGCCUUCAGCAAGCGACCACGGCGAAGUGCGAGGCUAUAGGUAGUGCAGCUUCCGAAUUUCUGUACAUCAGAUUGCAUGAGCGGAUGUCUAAUAGGACAUAGGGUUUAUUAUUCUAAUGCAUUUUUAGCAGGUACCAUGUUGAUAUGCUGAAGGUGGAGGUUCGUUGGUAAAAAAAAGUUAGAGGGAAAGUAUUAUUAUGAUGAUUGCAGUAACAGACAUGUGAUCAAGUCUGCAAAUGUUAAGAUAACGGUGGGUUAUCUUAACAUUUGUAGACUUGAUCGCUUUUCUGUUACUGCAAUCAUAAUAAUACUUUCCUUCUAACUGUUUUACCAACGAAUAGGGGUGUAACGAUAUACCGGUAUAUCGGU
This is a messenger RNA of Priapulus caudatus, 2991 nucleotides long. Its product is annotated as targeting protein for Xklp2 homolog. Lineage: Eukaryota; Metazoa; Priapulida; Priapulimorpha; Priapulimorphida; Priapulidae. The record is from RefSeq and is a predicted model, not a curated record. Gene Ontology annotation, cellular component: spindle; microtubule. Gene Ontology annotation, biological process: regulation of mitotic spindle organization; activation of protein kinase activity. The coding region runs from base 56 to 2662 and encodes 868 amino acids. The transcript has 15 exons.